This is a messenger RNA of Knipowitschia caucasica, 1995 nucleotides long. The record is from the annotation of a GenBank genome assembly. Lineage: Eukaryota; Metazoa; Chordata; Actinopteri; Gobiiformes; Gobiidae.
AUGAGAGCCAAGUGGAGGAAGAAGCGUAUGCGCAGGCUGAAGCGUAAAAGGAGAAAGAUGAGGCAGAGGUCCAAGAGGCGCUACACCUCCCGCACUUACAGAGGAAGUGUGCGCAUUGUAAACAUUGAGGCUAUGGCGGAGGAGGAACACGACAUAAACGACAACAUGGGGAAUCAGCUGCAGCUCCUGCCAGAUAAUGAGGAAGACGAGGAGGAUGAAGAUGAGAUGGAGACAGAGGACAGAGACAGCGAGGAUCCAGAGAAGCCGAGCACCAUCACGUUUGACCCCAGUCUCCCGACGUCACACGCUUACCUAGGCUCGGACAUGGAAGAGUUCACGGGUCGGACGGUUCUGGAUGACGACAGCUGUCAGACAAUGCCGGUGCUGCCUCAGGCCUCGCUCAUGCUGGUCCCGGGUCAGACUCUCCCCCUGCAGCUGUUCAGACCUCAGGAGGUCAGCGCCAUGAGGGCCCUGGUCCUCAGGGACAGAACCUUUGCUGUGCUCGCAAACACUGCGGCUGGAGAAGCUGAGUCUGAGGCGAUGUUCGGGACUACAGCAGAGAUCUACGCCUACAGAGAGGAGCAGGAGUACGGCAUCGAGACGGUGAAGGUCAAGGCCAUCGGACGCCAGCGAUUUACAGUCCACGAGAUCCGCACUCAGGCCGACGGCAUCAGACUGGCUAAAGUCCAGAUCCUGCCGGAGAGAGUCCUUCCUGAUGCCCUGUCGUCUGUACACCUCAGUGCACUGUCCAAGCUGCACCCCCACCCCUCCUCCAGACCCCCCACGCAGAGCCGGAAGGAGGCGCAGAAGUGGUGGAGCCGGUACAAGCAGAGGAAGUUCAGCUGUGCCCGUGUGACGCCCUGGCCGCCUUGGGUGUAUGCCCUGUACGAUGCGGAGUCACUCAUGAACCGAGUCAAGAAGCAGCUCCAUGAGUGGGACGAGAACCUGAAGGAUGAGUCUCUGCCCUCUAACGCCAUAGAUUUUUCGUACAGAGUGGCCGCUUGUCUUCCCAUCGACGACGCUCUCCGACUGCAGCUGCUGAAGAUCGGCAGUGCCAUCCAGAGGCUGCGCUGUGAACUGGACAUCAUGGACCGGUGCACUUCUCUCUGCUGCAAGCAAUGCCAGGACACAGAAAUCACCACAAAGACUGAGAUUUUCAGUUUGUCGUUGUGUGGACCGAUGGCGGCAUACGUCAAUCCUCACGGUUACGUCCACGAAACGCUGACUGUUUAUAAAACCAACAACCUGAGUCUGGUGGGACGCGCUUCUACACUGCACAGCUGGUUUCCAGGUUAUGCGUGGACCAUCGCGCAGUGUCGUUCCUGUGGUUCUCACAUGGGCUGGAAGUUCACCGCCACAAAGAAAGACUUAUCCCCAACGCGGUUCUGGGGCCUGACGCGCUCCGCCCUCUUACCCAGAAUCCCUCCGGGCGAAGGCGACGAGGCGGGAGACAACCAGAGGCUCUUCUUGAGGGUGGUCCAGAGAGAGUGCGAGACCCGAGAGUGCGAGACCCGAGAGUGCGAGACCCGAGAGUGCGAGACCCGAGAGUGCGAGACCCGAGAGUGCGAGACCCGAGAGUGCGAGACCCGAGAGUGCGAGACCCGAGAGUGCGAGACCCGAGAGUGCGAGACCCGAGAGUGCGAGACCCGAGAGUGCGAGACCCGAGAGUGCGAGACCCGAGAGUGCGAGACCCGAGAGUGCGAGACCCGAGAGUGCGAGACCCGAGAGUGCGAGACCCGAGAGUGCGAGACCCGAGAGUGCGAGACCCGAGAGUGCGAGACCCGAGAGUGCGAGACCCGAGAGUGCGAGACCCGAGAGUGCGAGACCCGAGAGUGCGAGACCCGAGAGUGCGAGACCCGAGAGUGCGAGACCCGAGAGUGCGAGACCCGAGAGUGCGAGACCCGAGAGUGCGAGACCCGAGAGUGCGAGACCCGAGAGUGCGAGACCCGAGAGUGCGAGACCCGAGAGUGCGAGACCCGAGUUAUUGCUGUUUAA